Molecule: messenger RNA, 741 nt
Organism: Rhinocladiella mackenziei CBS 650.93
Lineage: Eukaryota; Fungi; Ascomycota; Eurotiomycetes; Chaetothyriales; Herpotrichiellaceae
Exons: 1
Coding region: 1-741 (246 amino acids)
Cellular component (GO): EMC complex
Source: RefSeq, a predicted model, not a curated record
AUGGCUAUCACGAUGCUGAGAAUCAUGGCUCUUUUUCAACUCUUGGUUCCAAUUCUGGCUGCCUCCCUCCGAAUUCAGAUCCCGGCCUCCAAUUUACUUCCCAACCCGAAUAUUCUCCCAGCUUCCACUCAUGCCACCCUGACGUCCGGUUCUAGGGAACCCAUCCGAGCCAUUCUACGCAAGGGCAAUUACUUUGAAUUCCCUGACAUCCCGACCACCGGAUCACAUCUCCUCGAUAUCUACAGCCGCGACUACGUAUUCGCUCCCUACCGCAUCGACAUUGCCCCAUCUUCCGACCCCAAGGGCGCCGUCAUCACAGGAGCUUGGGAAACAUAUCGCGGAACACAAUGGGCGGAUCGAGGAGUUGCUCUGAUUGCAGCCCCCACCGAGCACCUAGACAUGUCUGCCAAAAUCUUGUCAAAGAAGAACUUCUAUGAGCAACGCCAGGGUUUCAAUCCUCUGAGUUUGCUCAAGAAUCCGAUGAUCCUGAUGGGGUUAUUUGCUCUCGCUUUUACUUUUGGAAUGCCCAAGUUGAUGGAGAACAUGGACCCCGAGAUGCGAGCGGAGUAUGAAGAGAUGCAAAAGAAGAGUCCCAUGGGUGGACUCACCCGUGCAGUGCAAGGAGGAGGCGGUGGCGGUAACCCGGCUGAGAGCUUUGAUCUCGCUGGCUUCUUGGCUGGUAGCACCAGGAGUACGGGAAGCGGGCGAGGUUCAGAAAGUAUUCGGGAAAGAAAGCGAUAG